Messenger RNA from Aricia agestis (brown argus), 1042 nucleotides. RefSeq names its product breast cancer metastasis-suppressor 1-like protein (gene Brms1). The transcript has 4 exons. Gene Ontology annotation, molecular function: histone deacetylase binding. The record is from RefSeq and is a predicted model, not a curated record. NCBI's taxonomy places the organism in Eukaryota, Metazoa, Arthropoda, Insecta, Lepidoptera, Lycaenidae. Gene Ontology annotation, biological process: negative regulation of transcription by RNA polymerase II. Bases 103 to 786 code for a protein of 227 amino acids. Gene Ontology annotation, cellular component: Sin3-type complex.
UUGACGUAAGCUACAAUUGUUUUGUAAACUACAAAAAGGAGCGAAAUUCUUUAAUUUUAUUAACUGCUUUUUAUAAUUUCUUAAUUCUUGCCAGUUUUAACCAUGCCAUCAAUGAAAGUGGAGGGUGACAGUGACGGAGACGGCGAUAUGUCGGGAGGGGAGACUGAAAGGUCUGGGGGCUCCUCCAGAGGCCCUGAUCGUGACUCCAGCGCGGAGGAUGCAGACGAGCCUGACUCCGAUGACUCCUCUGAGAUGGAUGAAUGCGAAUGCGAGAGGCGGCGGACAGAGUGCCUCAAUAAUCUGGCGAACCUGGAGCGUCAGUUCACGGUGCUACGGGAACAGCUGUACUCGGAGCGCAUGAGGCACGUGGAACAUCAGCUGCAGGAGGUGCGGGGCGGACGAUCGCAGGAGUACGUCGGCCCUCUGCGGCGGCUGCAGGAGAACAUGCGCGUCAGGAUCGAGGUGGCAGGUGUUCUCAAACAGAUGCGGAUAGACAACAUCAAGCACAAGUUCCAGGCGGAGGAGCAGGCGGCGCACCAGCACUUCAGGCAGAGUGAAAAGUGGCUGGCGUACGAGUCCCUCAAGGAAGAAAUUCUAGAAAAGAUCCGGAAGAUAGAGGAGGAACGGCAUACCGUCGACCUCUGGUCUUGCGGGCCCGAGUGGGGCAGGAAGAAACGAAAGCGCCAAGUGACAGUCUCCCCUCCCUACAUAGUCUACAUGCUGCCAGAUUCCGAUAUCAUGGAGGACUGGCGGCUGGUGAGAAAGCUGCUGGAACGAUCCGAUUAGUGCGCGAACUUGUGUGCCGAAUUUUGAAUUUGACGUUCCGAACACGUCAGUGUCAUCUGUCAAACAUUAACCGGGUUAAUUUUUUUUUUGAUGCUGUGCGCAGUGCGACAGAGACUAAGUGAUACUUUGAUGCAAAAUUAAAAUGGUUAGCAGCAAUGUUAUUUUAAAGACGCAGACGCUAGAAUACUUAGAAUUUGCAAUCUAUUCAAAUUUCUUUUGGUUUUGAAUAUUUCAUUUUAAAAAUAAUACCUAUCUA